Molecule: messenger RNA, 950 nt
Organism: Leptosomus discolor (cuckoo roller)
Lineage: Eukaryota; Metazoa; Chordata; Aves; Leptosomiformes; Leptosomidae
Source: RefSeq, a predicted model, not a curated record
AUGUCACCGGGGUGCCUGGUGUUUGCUGAUUGUCCGGUGCAGGUGCUGUGUGACAGUGAUUUAAAUUUAGAUUUCUUAUUAUGCAGUAAUAUUCUCUCCCCCCCUUAUAGGUAUCCCCUGACGAAUUACACAUUUGGCACAAAGGAGCCCCUGUAUGAGAAGGACAGCUCCGUGGCAGCUCGGUUUCAGCGCAUGAGGGAAGAGUUUGACAAGAUUGGCAUGAGGCGGACGGUGGAAGGGGUUCUGAUUGUACAUGAGCACAGGCUGCCCCACGUGCUGUUACUGCAGCUGGGUACAACUUUCUUCAAGCUGCCUGGUGGUGAACUCAAUCCAGGAGAAGACGAGGUAGAAGGGCUCAAACGCUUAAUGACAGAGAUACUGGGCCGUCAGGAUGGUGUUCAGCAAGACUGGGUGAUCGAUGACUGCAUUGGUAACUGGUGGAGACCAAAUUUUGAACCUCCACAGUAUCCCUAUAUCCCAGCUCAUAUUACAAAACCAAAAGAGCACAAAAAACUUUUCUUGGUCCAGCUUCAAGAAAAGGCUUUGUUUGCAGUCCCAAAAAAUUACAAGCUGGUCGCUGCACCGUUGUUUGAGCUGUAUGACAAUGCACCAGGAUAUGGACCCAUUAUUUCCAGCCUUCCUCAACUUUUGAGCAGGUUCAACUUUAUUUACAACUGAUUUCCUGUAUACCUGAAGAGUCUGAUAGAAGAAGCCGUCUCUGUGAGCACAGCUUUAAAAUGUAGAGAAAAGAAUACGUGUGACGCAAGGAUUUUUUUUUUAUGUCAUUCUUUUCCUGAAGGCCACUAAACUUUCUAUUGUAUGAAUAGAGAAGUGAACCUCAACUGUUUAGGUAGUGGGAUGGCAAUGUGAUACCCGUGUUUUAAUCACUUUUCAUUGUAAUACUCACCAAUUUUUUUUUUGUACAACAUUAAACAAAAUGGUUAAGAUUC